This is a messenger RNA of Nelumbo nucifera (sacred lotus), 786 nucleotides long. Its product is annotated as flowering-promoting factor 1-like protein 3. The record is from RefSeq and is a predicted model, not a curated record. NCBI's taxonomy places the organism in Eukaryota, Viridiplantae, Streptophyta, Magnoliopsida, Proteales, Nelumbonaceae. Gene Ontology annotation, biological process: regulation of flower development.
ACUCCAUCAUCGAGUCGAGCUUAGCCUUACGCCCAGAGACAAAAGCACAAACAGUUGGUGCUUCAUUCAUUUAUCUCAUCGUCUCUAAUUAAUCCAAGACGAUAUCGAGAUGUCUGGGGUGUGGGUGUUCAAGAACGGUGUGGUUCGCCUGGUUGAAAACCCGGCAGCGGAGCCUUUAGACGGAAGUAGUCGACAAGCGUCGACCACCCGGCGGAAGGUUCUGGUUCACACGCCAACUAACGAGGUAAUGACGUCUUAUGCGGUUCUUGAGCGGAAGCUGUUGGAGCUGGGAUGGGAGAGGUAUUACGAUGACCCAGACCUGUUUCAGUUCCACAAGCCAUCCACGGUUCACCUCAUUUCUCUCCCAAGGGAGUUCAGCAGAUUCAGGUCCAUGCACAUGUAUGACAUUGUGGUCAAGAAUCGGAACAGCUUCGAAGUUAGAGAUAUGUAACCCGUCGUCCAUUGCUAGCUCUCGAUCGCUUAAUUUGUCUGUGCCUCCUCUCUUGUAUCUAUCUCUAUCCAUCCACCAUCUCAAUUACUAUGUUUGUUCCAUGGGUUGUUUUGUUUUUCUUGUAUCAACACUUCACCAGUCACCUGUUGGUUUUCUCUUUCUCUUUCUCUUUGUGGGUCUCUAUCCUUUUAGUCUUGUACUGUGAACGUGGUGCUGGUGAUUGUUUGUUUUUUUUUUUGUUGCACAUCUUGAUAGUUUGAUACUUUGAUUCAGCAAUGAAAUAUGGGUUUGGUUUGUGGUGUAAUAGUUAUACUGAUCUGUUUUUAUUAAUUUCA